AUGGAAAAAAUUAGAGAUUCUGGUUUGUUGAAGGUAGGCUCUGAUUUAGUGAGCCAGAACAAAAACUUGUACUGGCCAACAAGCAGAGGUGUAAUCGAGACACUCAGACGAAUCAAAUCACCUGGUCCAGACUAUGCAAUGACAGCUGAAGUGCUUAAGACGGAGAAAAGCAACCCCCAACUCAUGGCCAAUUAUCGCAGUAUUGCACCUCUGCUUGUAUUGGCUGACUGCCAAACCGUUCUACAAGGUGACGGGCUUGCUUCGUACCUGUUUAUAAUAGUUAUCGAUUAUGUCUCGAAACAAUCUGCUGCGUCAAAAGCACAACUCAUCAUCGAUGCAAGCAGCAUAGCGAUUGUCGACGACUUCAAGUACCUCGGGUCAUACAUAACAUCAAGUGAGAAGGACGUGGACAAUAGAAUUGCUCUAGCAUGGAUUGCAUUAACCAAACUCAAGACCAUCCUGAGAUCAUCCAAACCCAAAAUCAAAUUCAAGACUCGACUGUUCAAUGCGGCAUGUCUGUCGGUGUGGCUUUAUGGCUGCAAAUCGAGGACUCUAACGGAAGCUAAGGAGCAUAAACUCGACAUUUUGCAAAAAAUGUUAUCAAAUCAUGCUAAAUAUCAACCAAGCCGAUGCUUACAUGGCCAACAAACAGCUAUAUAA
This is a messenger RNA of Helobdella robusta, 660 nucleotides long. RefSeq lists its product as hypothetical. Bases 1 to 660 code for a protein of 219 amino acids. NCBI's taxonomy places the organism in Eukaryota, Metazoa, Annelida, Clitellata, Rhynchobdellida, Glossiphoniidae. The record is from RefSeq and is a predicted model, not a curated record. The transcript is spliced from 5 exons.